UGUUGUUUGACGUCUGCAUUUUGAGUGGGAAUGUUGCUGGCGAGCUGCUCCUGUAUGUCGUCUGCUGGUCCACAACAGUGCUGGUGGAGGCCGAGGGUUCCGGGCCACGGGGACCUCGGUUGCCAGAUCCAAACUGCGUCUGCUGAAGUAGAAGAAACUCUGAAAAGAAUCCAAUCCCACAAGGGUGUUGUUGGGGUCAUUGUUGUCAAUGCUGAAGGGAUUCCCAUCAAGAGCACUUUAGAUAACCCCACAACAAUACAGUAUACUGGACUCAUUAGUGGUUUAACUGACAAGGCUCGCAGUGUUGUUCGUGAUUUGGAUCCAACAAAUGAUCUUACAUUCCUUAGAGUUCGGUCCAAAAAACAUGAAAUUAUGAUAGCCCCUGAUAAGGAGUAUAUGCUGAUUGUGGUUCAAAAUACUAAUGAAUAACUUGGCAACAAGGCAUAAAGCUUAGUAUGGUUAGUUAAAUUAUUUGUUUGUUUAUAAGCAUUUGCAGUAAAAGCUGUAUAAUCAACAUGUUAUAAUGCUGAAUAAAGCUUUAAUAUUUGACUGAA
Procambarus clarkii (red swamp crayfish) is the source of this 554-nucleotide messenger RNA. The record is from RefSeq and is a predicted model, not a curated record. Lineage: Eukaryota; Metazoa; Arthropoda; Malacostraca; Decapoda; Cambaridae.